CGGGCUGCCGCUGCUACUGGGCUGCCGAGGACACGCAGCUCACAGCCGGGGGGAUAAUGCCCUGCCCAGCAGUGGCUUUGAUUUUUUGAGGAGCUGACCUAUGCAUAACAAGUAGUGUUAGGUCCGGGGAUACCCCCGAGUUUUUGAUGAGAAUGAGCAUGGAAGAUUAUGACUACCUGUUUAAAAUAGUUCUCAUAGGAAAUGCUGGAGUCGGGAAAACAUGUCUCGUCCGGCGUUUUACUCAGGGCCUUUUCCCACCUGGACAAGGGGCUACUAUUGGAGUAGAUUUCAUGAUUAAAACUGUGGAAAUCAAAGGGGAGAAGGUCAAAUUACAGAUAUGGGAUACAGCUGGACAGGAGCGAUUUCGCUCCAUUACUCAGAGUUAUUACCGCAGUGCCAACGCCCUUAUUCUCACAUACGACAUUACCUGUGAGGACUCCUUCAGGUGCCUUCCAGAGUGGCUGAGGGAGAUUGAGCAGUAUGCUAACAACCAAGUGGUGACUAUAUUAGUCGGAAAUAAAAUCGAUCUGGCAGACAAGAGGGAGGUUCUCAGGCAGAGGGCUCAAGACUUCGCUCAGGCUCAGAGCAUGCUGUAUCUGGAGACGUCGGCCAAAGAGUCUGACAACGUCGAGAAACUUUUCCUCGACCUGGCGUGCGAACUCAUCCGUGAGGCCAAACAGAAUAAGCUUGAUAACAAUGACACUGCCCCGAUGCCCGGCGAGGGUAAAACCAUCAGCUAUUUGAACUGCUGCAGUCUGAAUUAGAGGAAGCUCAGCUGCCUGGUCAUGGUAACACAGUAGCCAUUGACUGUAGAACCUGGGUGGCUGAGCCCCAAUGCCUCCAUCCUAUUAAGAUGGCAUAAAGCCGCCACUUAGUUUGGUAAUUCUCAGUCUCAUGCCUCUUUUAGGCUGUACAAGGAAGCUAGUCAAUUUUAGUUUUUUUAAAAUUUACUAUCAUUGAGACAACUCUUCACUGGAAUAGGAAGUAUUUGUCUGAUACUUUCUGGAAUCUUAACUAGGGCUUCAUUUUAUCUCCAUAAAUGGUGAAAUGGCAGGAUAUCUUCGUUUGGGCUUUAGGAUCCAUUUUUCAUCAAACAUCAAUAUUCAC
Nematolebias whitei (Rio pearlfish) is the source of this 1107-nucleotide messenger RNA. RefSeq names its product RAB30, member RAS oncogene family (gene rab30). Lineage: Eukaryota; Metazoa; Chordata; Actinopteri; Cyprinodontiformes; Rivulidae. The coding region runs from base 147 to 764 and encodes 205 amino acids. The record is from RefSeq and is a predicted model, not a curated record. Gene Ontology annotation, cellular component: trans-Golgi network. Gene Ontology annotation, biological process: Rab protein signal transduction. The transcript has 5 exons. Gene Ontology annotation, molecular function: GTPase activity; GTP binding.